Molecule: messenger RNA, 2641 nt
Organism: Candoia aspera
Lineage: Eukaryota; Metazoa; Chordata; Lepidosauria; Squamata; Candoiidae
Gene: TRIM62
Product: tripartite motif containing 62
Exons: 5
Coding region: 171-1631 (486 amino acids)
Biological process (GO): protein ubiquitination; innate immune response; positive regulation of canonical NF-kappaB signal transduction
Cellular component (GO): cytoplasm
Molecular function (GO): ubiquitin protein ligase activity; protein binding
Source: RefSeq, a predicted model, not a curated record
UCUACCUUCCCCUUCCCAAUAUAUAACAUAAUAUGUAUUCAUAAUAUAUAUUCAUAAAUAUCAAUAUCAAUAUUUUUGGCAAGCGGCAUCCCCGCCGCCUUCAGGUAGGGCGGGGCCGCGGGCUCCGCAGCAGAGGAAGAAGCGGCGCGGAGGGCAGAGGAAACCCGGCCAUGGCCGGCCCGGCGUCGGCGUGCAGCCUGAAGGACGAGCUGCUGUGCCCCAUCUGCCUGGGCCUCUACCAAGAGCCGGUGAGCUUCGGCUGCGAGCACUACUUCUGCCGGCGCUGCAUCUCCGAGCACUGGAGCCGGCAGGAGGCGCAGGCGGCGCCGGCCCGCGACUGCCCCGAGUGCCGCCGGGCCUUCUCGGCGCCCGCCCUGGCGCCCAGCCUCAAGCUGGCCAACAUCGUGGAGCGCUUCGCCGCCUUCCCGCCCGAGGCCGCCCUGGGCGCGGGGGCGCGCCGGGCCGGGGGCGCGCCCUGCGGCAAGGCCCACGCCAAGGUGCGGCUCUUCUGCCUGACCGACCGCGCCGUCGUCUGCUUCUUCUGCGACCGGCCCGCCCUGCACGAGGAGCACCAGGUCACCGGCCUGGACGAGGCCUUCGAGGAGAUGCAGCGGGAGUUGAAGGAGCAGCUGCAGACCCUUCAGGACAGCGAGCGUGGGCACACAGAGGCCCUGACUCUGCUGAAGCACCAGCUGGCUGAGACCAAGUCCUCGGCCAAGAGCCUGCGGGCCACCAUCGGCGAGGCCUUUGAGCGGCUGCACCGGCUGCUUCGCGAGCGCCAGAAGGCCAUGCUGGAGGAGCUGGAGGCCGACACGGCCCGGACGCUGACCGACAUCGAGCAGAAGAUCCAGCGCUACAGCCAGCAGCUGCGCAAGGUGCAGGAGGGCAGCCAGAUCCUGCAGGAGCGGCUGGCGGAAUCCGACAAGCACUCCUUCCUGGCGGGCAUUGCGUCCCUCUCGGAGAGGCUGAAGGGGAAGAUCCAUGAAACGAACCUCACCUAUGAGGACUUCCCUACUUCCAAGUACAUGGGGCCUCUGCAGUACACAAUCUGGAAGUCGCUCUUUCAGGACAUCCAGCCAGUCCCUGCCCCUCUGACGCUGGACCCCGCCACCGCUCACCAGCGCCUGAUCCUGUCCGACGACUGCACCAUCGUCUCCUACGGCAACUUGCACCCGCAGCCGCUGCAGGAUUCGCCCAAGCGCUUCGACGUGGAAGUGUCGGUGCUGGGCUCGGAGGCCUUCAGCGGCGGCGUUCAUUACUGGGAGGUGGUGGUCUUGGAGAAGACCCAGUGGAUGAUCGGCCUGGCCCACGAGGCCGUCACCCGCAAGGGCAGCAUCCAGAUCCAGCCAAGCCGCGGCUUCUACUGCAUCGUCAUGCACGACGGGAACCAGUACAGCGCCUGCACGGAGCCCUGGACGCGGCUGAACGUCAAGAGCAAGCUGGAGAGAGUGGGCGUCUUCCUGGACUACGCAAAGGGCCUGCUCAUUUUCUACAACGCUGAUGACAUGUCCUGGCUGUACACCUUCCGGGAGAAAUUCCCUGGGAAAUUGUGCUCCUACUUCAGCCCCGGGCAAAGCCACGCCAACGGGAAGAACGUGCAGCCGCUCCGGAUCAACACCAUCCGCAUCUGAGGAUGCUCCUCGGGGCAACAUCUCAGCUGCCCUUGAUCCCUCUCAAGUUAGCAGGACUGAGCACAAGGGAUUCUUCACAGGUAGGCCAGGCCUGGCCAGUGGGAUUCCCCCAGGACAGAGAGUGGGAAUCUGUGGAUGAUGGGCCUUGGACUCCCUCCUUGGAGCCCUCUGCAAUGUUGAUGUCUGCCCAGCUGCAGCGAGGAAGGAUAUAAUGGGACACCUUUCAGGGAGCAGGGCUGCCAACGUUCUCUUUGUCGGCCCCAAACCUGUUCUUUGCAUGCUUUUCCCUGAAGUUCCCCGACCCUGUCAUUUUUGCAAAACUGGGGAAGGGGGUGGGUGGGUCCAUGCCACAGAUCUUAGCUGGUUUUAAUUCCUGCUUCAGGAGCUGGGCAGGAAGUAGCAGGGACAGACAGACCCAUCAGCAAAUAAAUGGGGCUAGCAGGUCUCAGCUGUUAGCUGGAUGUUUGUCCUGUUGCUCACAGGACGUGUUUGUUAAAAAGGGAUAAAAACAGAAUUAUCUGCUCUUUUAUCGUGCUUCGUGAGAGACCCAGGCUCCCUGCUCACCAGCCUCUGUGUACAAAAAAUGAGGGGACGAUGGGCCACAGUAGUUGCAUCCAUGCAAGCUUAACCUGACUGAUGAAUUAAUCAUGGUCUGGAUUCCCUCGACACGCUAAGCACCCCCCCACACCAAACCAGCAGGAUAUUUACUGACCAGCUGACAGCCACAGCGUGGCUAAACAGAGCUCUCUUGGGUGCAAGAGGCCCGUUUCACAAGAUAAGUGCUAAGAAAGAAUCCUGGAGGACCUCAAUGGGCCCCGUGGCCCCUACAGACUUGGUGCUAAAUGCCAGGCAUCUUUUCAGCUUAACCUUUAGUCUUAAAUCCAAACCGUUGUCUUGGACCGCUGCAUGUGACACUCCAUGCUGGCCACAAGAGGGCAGCAUUGGCUUAAUUCAUGCCAUUAACCACUUGCAUGAGAAGAAACCAGGGCCACUUCCAGGGUGGGGGGUGU